AUGAAAAAAAAAUAUGGAAUCAUAUUCAUUUCCCUGGCUUUAUUCUUACUCUUACAUCAAAUAUAUCGUUUUCGUCAAAAUAUCGAACAAAUUCAGUCAUAUUAUGAUGAUAAACACGUCAAUAUUGGCUUCACUGAAUUCGAGUUACUCCAAGCAAAACAAUAUGAAAUCGAUCUUAUACAAAAGUAUAAGUUGAGUGCCAUAGUACUUCAUUGGAAACGAUCAGCAAGUGUGGCAAGAGCUGUAAAUAAUUUAGUUAAUUCUAAGCUCUUCAAAGAAAUCGUUAUUUGGAAUAAUAAUCCAGAAAUUACUCUCGAAAAAACUCAGUUCCAACAGAAUACAAGUGUCUUAAUUGAUAUUCGUGUGAUUAAUUCAAAAGAAAAUCUUAAAGAUGAAGCAAAAUAUCGUGCAUGUGCUGAAGCAAAUAGUAUUGCUUGUUUUUAUGCUGAUGAUGAUUGGGAUGCAUCAUUCUAUCUAAAAAGUCUCAUCGCUGAUUUUCGAGCUGAUCCAUAUAUAUUACAUUCUGUUACUGAUCCAGGUACAUUCUAUACAAAUUUGAUGUGGAGUUAUUUUGACAAAAAUAUUAAUUUACAUACUGGUUUUUCAUGGAUUGGUUGUGGAAGUAUUUUCUUGCGUGAAUAUGCUCAACGACAUAUUGAAUAUUUGCACACCUAUUUAAAGAAUAAUCGUAAUUUGAUUCAUCUUAGUGAUGUAUUUUUUUCUAUUUGGUUGAAUGAUAUUCCAUCACAAUUCAAUAUGGAUAUUCGUAAUUUGCCAGGAAGCCAUACCGGUGCAUCAUUUUCAUCAUCAUCAAAUUUUCUUCAAUAUCAACAUCAAAGUUCGGUUUUAGCUAUUCGUAUUCUAGAACAUAAUCUUCGUUGGAAUCAAUCUAAUAAUACAGUUAAUAUAAAAUUUUCUCGUACAUCAAAACGUCGUUUCCCUUAUUAUAUUAAAUCAUCAAAUCCAAAUGAUGAAUUUAUAUUUUAUACGAAUAUUCUACCAAUUGAUAUCGAACAUAUUCCAUUUAAUAUUUCAAAAGAUUUCGAACGAGGUACACGAAAUAAUCUACCAAGUGGACCUGGUAUUUCUUUUUUCGCUUCUCAUACGACUUUAAGCGCAGUUGAUAACAAGCCAAGUACUUGUUGGCGCAUUGGAAGAAAUACUCGACAAGGAGAGUUUUUUGCUAUGGACUUUUUAUAUAUUCGAACAAAUCUUUCAUUUGCACUGAUAAUUGGACAUACACGUGAAUUACAAAAUAACAUUGAUAUGAACUUAUCCUUUGAUGGUCUUUUGUGGAUUACAUAUCCAUCAAAGAAAGGUAUUACUAUAAGAAGUCAAAAUUCGACAUCAAAUAAGCUACAAUAUAUGAUUAUCUUUAAUUCUAGCCAAUUUAAUCAUGGUUUUCGUUCCUUUCGAUAUGUUGCAUUUAACGCUAGUAAAAUAACUUAUUUGGAAGAAUUACAGGUAUGUGAUGUCAAAAUUAUAACAACUACUAAUAUUAAAACAUUGUAA
Molecule: messenger RNA, 1512 nt
Organism: Adineta steineri
Lineage: Eukaryota; Metazoa; Rotifera; Eurotatoria; Adinetida; Adinetidae
Source: the annotation of a GenBank genome assembly